AUGGACGGCCUGGUGAACACCACGUCACCAAGGGUGGACGCGGCCCCAUCUUCGGAUGUUCCUCCCAUCGAAACACAAUCAUCGGAUACCGCAACCCCUCUUGCAGCUGAACCGGAAACUUUUUCGGAAUCAGCCUUCAUGAGAGGCGCAACCCCUUCUACGAAUAAGGAGACUGUCGAGUUUGUCCCUGAGUCGGUAUCUGCUGAAAGUAAUGACAACAACGAGGAGACCUCCCUGGAGGAAAUUCCACCACCAAACGAAGCGCCUAAUGUGGCAUCCGAGGAUUCCUGGGGCUUGAUGGAGGCGGACAACGGUAAUGUGUUAUCCGGGGUCGCUCCUUCGACUGAAAUCCCGCUUGCGAGUUCUGAGCCUACGAUCGCCGCUCAACUUGAGGAUAGUCAUGAACCGACCUUUGUUGCGGACCCUGUAAUUCGAACCCACGAGCAGACCGUAGUUCCUGAGCCCACAUUUGAGGCGAGUGACGACGUCUUGCCCACCACCGAAAACCUGCCAUUGUCCGAGAAUCCGCAAACCAGCAUUCAAUCCGAGACUGUCGACCACCCAACCUCUUCCCCCAAUGACACCCAUAUGUCUCAACAGGCAGCCAACCCAGAGACUCCCACUGAUACUCAAAGCCCGUGGGCCCAGGACAUGAGCCGCGAUGUUGACUCCGAGGACGAUAGUUUCUUUAACCAACUCAACACUCAGACAAAGCCAAUCUUCUCUCCCCCGCAGGCAGAGUCGAGGUUUGAGGAAGGCCUUCCGUUAUUGGAUCAGUCGCCAGUCUCACCUGAACCCGUGCAGGUAGACAAACAUAUUGCGGACGUGUUUUCGAAUGAUGGCGACGGAGAAGAUUUCUUCGGUUCUUUGAGGUCUCAAGAGAACUCCCAAAAAGCGCUCCAUGGAAACACCCAGGAAAGCCUCCAAGAGAACUUGCAAGAGAACCUUCAACAAAGCUUCCAACAAACUCCUCAGGAAAGUCUUUUAGGAAGUCUCCAGGGAACUUCCCAGGACGACCCUCAUCUAACCAGGAAGAGCACGCCUCAGGUGCUGGAGUCAGUCGGAUUCGAUAUUGACUCUCCAGCCAGCGACGCCUCAGCAGCCGCUCAGUUUGAUGACAUUAUUAAGGCUGCAUCGUCUGAACCACCAGCCCCAGCCGAACCUUCGGAGGAAGAGAUAGCCGCCAGGUGGGAAGCCGAGUUGGGUGAUUCACCAGAUGAUGAUCUGGCAGCUCGUUGGGAGGCGGAAUUGGAUGAUGACGAUAUACUGCUUGAAAACGAUUCUACUCGGCCUGUCUCUGAAGCACCCACGGAACAAAUUCCAGUUCAACCGGUCAGCAAUGGAGUUCCGGCUGGCUUAAACAGUUCGUUCCAGACUCCUCAUGCCUAUUCUCAACCAAGGCCUGUGCCUGGCGUAUAUACGCCUCAUCAACCGUCCACAGCGGAUCUUUUGCAAGGAAUGCCUGGGACUGCACCACCAACUAGUGCGGCUAUGCCGUCAUAUUUCUCCCAACAGCCCCAGAACCCAGUGACAACCAGAGGAGAGAGUUUUGCUGAACGAUCAAAGGAGGGUUACAAGUCUCCCUACGACCUCCCAGAUGACAUCUCUCGACCUCGAAAGCCCGUUGUCACUCAUCGACCUGUUCCUCCAACUGUGACCAGCAUGCCCCCGCCUCCGCCGCCGGCUGCUCCUGGUAUGCCGAUGCCAGCAGCAACUACUUUCCCGCCUACAGCUGCUCCGCCCGCCGCCGCGGCUCCUCCACCGGCUCCGAAAAAUUUCUAUGAGGAGCUUCCAUUGGCACCACCGAGGACUAGGCCUGCCAGCUCUGGGAGGUAUACUCCUAACCCGCAGGUGGCUCCAACGACUGGCCCAUCUCUUCCCCCGCCGUCCCAGUACGCCCCUUCUGCACCCGCGGUCCCACAGCCUGUCCCGCAGCCUAUCGCUACCCCAAUGCAAGCUUCACUCCAACCCCCGAACAGCUGGAUCCGUAUGCCAGCUUGGCCUCAAGUGCUCCUGCCGGCCCUCCUCCUGCGUCGCGGUAUUCGCCUCAGCCGGCUGGCCUGCAAGCGCCAUCGAAACCACCCUCGCUGCCGCGAUACUCCCCUGCGCCUCCUUCCAGCUCUUCCGCUCGCAAUCGUUACGCCUCUCAGCCAUUGA
This is a messenger RNA of Penicillium canescens, 2157 nucleotides long. RefSeq lists its product as uncharacterized. Lineage: Eukaryota; Fungi; Ascomycota; Eurotiomycetes; Eurotiales; Aspergillaceae. The transcript has a single exon. The coding region runs from base 1 to 2157 and encodes 718 amino acids. The record is from RefSeq and is a predicted model, not a curated record.